GCCGCCUCCCGGCCCGGAGGCGAGCGGUCGCGAACGUGCGGGCCAUGGACGAGGCGACACAAUUGUUGUUUUUCAGGCGCCUCCAUUUGCUUCCGAGCCGAGCCGUGGUUUUCUGGAUGAUUGGGAGACGAGGUGUGGACUGGCCAGAAAAGGAGUCGUCGGGCCCCUGCAGAGACCCGGCCUCGGCGAGGACACCCGGGAGACCCGGCUGGAAGGAUGAGGAGCUGCUGCUGUGGACUUCCGCCGCAGCAGGAGGGAUCUGAGUUAGACGCUGGGAAGGAGUUCCAGGCUGUGAGCUCAGUUUGUAAAGGUCUUAAGAGCAAGAACGGUGACUUUGGCUUCAAAGCCUCAAGGUAGUGGCCUGCUUGACACAUCUCAGGUCCUCUCCAGGAGGACCUGGCCACCAAAGGGUCGUCUUCUGCUGCUGACCCCCAUCAAAUCCCAUCAUGCCCACAGCCCUGUGCCCCCGAGUCUUGGCUCCGAAAGAAAGUGAGGAGCCCCGGAAAAUGAGGAGCCCACCUGGAGAGAACCCUAGCCCCCAGGGGGAGCUUCCCAGCCCUGAGUCUUCCCGACGCCUCUUCCGCCGUUUCCGCUACCAGGAGGCAGCAGGCCCCCGGGAGGCCCUGCACCGCCUCUGGGACCUGUGCCGGGGCUGGCUGCGGCCCGAGAGACACACCAAGGAGCAGAUCCUUGAGCUGCUGGUGCUGGAGCAAUUCCUGGCCAUCCUGCCCCGGGAGAUUCAGAGCUGGGUGCGGGCCCAGGAGCCGGAGAGUGGCGAGCAGGCUGUGGCUGCUGUGGAGACCCUGGAACGGGAGCCAGGGAGACCCUGGCAGUGGCUCAAGCACUGUGAAGACCCUGUGGUGAUUGAUGAUGGGGACAGCACUCUGGACCAGGAACAGGAGCAGUUGCCAGAGGAAUCCCAGAGUGACCUUGCAAAGAGCCAGGAUGCCCAGCCCAUGGCCCUGGCACAGGGCUUGGGGCUCCCAAGCAGACCACCAGGCCAGCUCAAUGGAGACCCAGUUCUGCAAGAUGCUUUCCUUCUGCAGGAAGAAACGGUGAGGGAUGCACAGCAGGUGGCCACUCUCCCGCUGCCCCCGAAUCGGGUUUCUCCAUUCAAAGACAUGAUCUUAUGCUUCUCUGAAGAGGAUUGGUCCCUCCUAGACCCUGCCCAGACUGGCUUCUAUGGAGAGUUCAUCAUUGAAGAGGACUGUGGGGUCUCAAUGCCUCUGAAUGACCCAGUUACCCAGCCGGAUCUCUCCCAGGGAGAGGAGAAUGAGCCACGGGUUCCAGAGUUGCAGGACCUCCAGGGGAAAGAAGCACCCCAGGUCUCCUACUUGGACUUUCCAAGUCCCCAGUCUUUCCAGGUGGAAGAAAGGAGGAGAAGGGAUGAGCUGCAGGUACCAGAAUUCCAGGCCUGCCAGCAGACGGUGCUAGCACAAAGCACUUGCCCAGCCGGAGGUGACGCACCAUCCCUAGAGCGCAGCCUCAAUGAGGAAGUGACCAUCGAGAUUGUCCUGUCCAGCUCUGGCGACGAAGACUCCCAGCACGGCCCCUACUGCGCAGAAGAGCCAGGGAGUCCCGCGGAAACACAGCGCAGCCUCCACGCCUCCCACCUGAGUAGUGCUGAGGCGGGGGGCGAGGGGCAGACCUCCAAAAAGUCCUACGUGUGCCCGAACUGUGGGAAGAUCUUCCGCUGGAGAGUCAACUUCAUCCGGCACCUGCGGAGCCGCAGGGAACGGGAAAAGCCACACGAGUGCUCCGUGUGCGGGGAGAUGUUUAGUGACAGCGAGGACCUGGACGGUCACCUGGAGACCCACGAGGCGCAGAAGCCUUACCGGUGCGGUGCCUGCGGGAAGAGCUUCCGCCUCAACUCCCACCUGCUCUCUCACCGGCGCAUACACCUGCAACCGGACAGACCGGAGCGGGGAGCCUCGGAGGACGCUGGCGAGGAGCCUGGAGACGCGCAGGAAAAGAGCGAGUCGGAGUUGAGCUACCAGUGCUGUGACUGCGGGAAGGGGUUCCAGAGGCACGACCAGCUGGUGCGGCACCGCAGCUACUUCCACCCAAAGGACAAAGCCCGGCCCUUUCAGUGCCGGUACUGCGUCAAGAGCUUCAAGCAGAACUACGACCUCCUCCGCCAUGAGCGCCUGCACAUGAAACGCCGCUCUAAGCAGGCUCUGAACUCCUACUGAGUCCGCCCCUGUGGGCAGGUGCUCCCCUCACAGUGGGACUGAUGGCCCUCCCGCCCCAACCCAGGACGCACCUUGCCCAAGAUAAGAGAGCAGACCACUCCUGCCUUUUGCUCUCAGGUAGCAUCCGACUUUUGUGUGGUGCCAUGGUGGUCCCUCCCCUCCCCCCAGAUAGUGAGGUAGUGGCCAACUGAGUGUUUGUUUCUGCUGUGCCAAAAAAACAGGGAAGAUGUGUCACUACCAGCUUCAACAUGCCAGGGGUGUCUGUAUCUGACAAGAUCCCCACCCAGUGCUCUCAAAGCUGGUAGAGGGAUUUGGCUGCCCCAGUCACAGCAAACCCUUGGUUACCAACCAGCCCGCAAUAUGCUUUUUCCCACCCUGUUUUGUGUAAACACUACCACCAGAUUCCAAAGUUUGAGGGUGGCUCCUCCUCCUAUCUGACAGCUGCUAAAGGGUGAUGGGAGGAGGAAGACAGAAAGGCUGGGCAGGACUUUGAGGCACAGUGGGGCACCAUGCCACCACAACAAGCCAUGUCAUGCCACCAGAAGUCUGAGCCCCGGGUCCAUGACCGUCAGGCCGGCAGGCAUGGAGUGCUACAGAGACCCCAAGGUUAUCAGGUGGUCCUUUGGGGCCUGGAGUCCAUGGCUUGGAAAAGCUCAUCAUACCUUUUGAUUUGUCUUGGCGGCUGGUUGUUAGCAUCAGGAGCUCAUCCAAGGCAAAGCUUGCAUUUGAAGCUGUGUUACACACCCUCCCCAAAAUGUCUUUUCUUUAUACCCUGAAGGUCCUUGGUAAAUGCUUGUGGUAUGGAAACUGAAUUGUCAUCAUUUACAAGGCACUUAAAUCCUUCUUCCCAUCUGUCCUGUCUGGGAAUAUGGAGCUCAGCCCCUAAGGAAGGGUUCUGCCUGGGUGGGCCAAGCCCUGGCACAGAAUCUUCUAUGACUUCCUACUCUACAGGUACUUGGAGGCUGGUUGGUUCGUUUCCCAGGGCUGUUGUAAUGAAGUACACACACCAAACCCUGGGCAUUGUAUUGUCUGACUGUUUUGAAGUCUGCAAGUCCCAGGUGUUGGUGGAGUUUGUUCCUUCUGAGGGCCCUGGAUAGAAUCCACUCCAUGCCUGUCCUAGCUUCUGGUGCUUUGUUUGGCAAUUGUUGGUGUUCUUUGGCAUGUUAAAAGCAUUACCCAACCUCUGCCUUCAUUGUUACAUGGUGCUUUUGCUGUGGAGUAUCUGUCUCUGAAUUUCCCUUUUGUCAUACUGGGUUAGGGACCACGCUACCUACUCCAGUAUAACUCAUCUACACCUGCAAUGGCUAUUUCCAAAUAAAGUCACUUUCUGAAGUACUAGGGGUCAGGACUUCAACAUUGGAAUUUUAGGGGGACACAGUUCAACCCACAACUCCAGGUAAUCCUUCAAGGUGCUAUCAUGACUGAUUCACCUGAUCUCAUUGAAGGAAGGGUUUGCUCCAAGCAUCCACCCUCAGGGCUGGUGUCCUCAAUGUGGAAGAAUCUUAAGUCUUUAAAGUUCAGAGCCUGGGGGUCUACCCUGAGAGUCCAUUGGUAGUGAAACCUCAGCAGUUAUGUCAGCUGGGGUGUGUCAUAACUGUGUCAGCAGUGGUUGAAUGUGAAAGCCACAGCCAGGGAAGUAUUUUAUUAUCUGUGUAUGAGACGCCACGAUGGACAGUAAGCCUGGGCAAAUGAAUGCAAGGUGCCUGUUGCUCUUUGUCAGCCACAUAAUCUUUACAUCAAGAAGCCUCUGCCCAAAACCCAGGAUGGAAGUUAAAAGAUUUUUCUAACUAUAAUUACUGUUUCUGUGUAGAUUCAUCUACAUACCCAGGAUCAGUAAAUGCAAUAAAAUCAUUUGGGCAUACAUUGAAAAAGAAAUAAACUGUGGGUGGCACCUGUGUCUCAAGGAGUAGGGUGCCGGUCCCAUAUACUGGGGAUGGCAGGUUCAAGCCCGGCCCCAGCCAAAACUGCAAAAAAGAAAAGAAAUAAACUGUUAUGGUUUUUAGUUUCUAAAUAGUUUGUCUCUUGUAUUGAUCUGCCUAGAAAAGGGAGAAAUUGGAUUUUAAAGGCCAAGGGAGAAAAAUUUCCAAACAGAUGGCUGACACUGUACACAAUUAUCCCCACCCACUUAUGUGGAUUCUGUUAGGACCACCAAGGCCUGGAAAGGUUAUUUACUCUCUGACUUCAGACAUCUGUCUAAAAGAGGAACAUUGCUGUAGUUACCAGUGUGUUGUAGGUGUAAAACCAGAUCAUAAAUGAGAAAGUGACAAAGGGUAUGUCAUGGAACUGGAACCCCAUCACCUAUCCAAAACCAACAAGUCACCUCAGUAAUCAGGAGGUCACAUUGCUUCUGGUUUGGAAACCCUCCUAGGUAAUGUAGCUUAAAUUCCAGGUUCACCCCAUGCAAAGGGGGCAGACGGGGAUUGCCUCCUCUGAGGAAAAAUCUGUCAGCCCUUGGCCAUUGAUAUUUUUGGCCUCAGCUAAAAACAGCUGGCCCACUUGGUGCCUCACCUCUCUCCCUGUCUCCUCACUGGGGUGGCAGGCCAACUGGAGCUAUGUCUCCACCUUGCCAUAGAUGCUGAGACCCCAUGCCCGAGAAGCAUCUUCCCUCUUUAUUCCUCUGAUGCCCCUUUGGCAUCAUUCUCACAAACCCACAGGUGCAUAAUAAAAACUCACUUG
Nycticebus coucang (slow loris) is the source of this 4868-nucleotide messenger RNA. RefSeq names its product zinc finger protein 496 (gene ZNF496). Gene Ontology annotation, molecular function: RNA polymerase II cis-regulatory region sequence-specific DNA binding; DNA-binding transcription factor activity, RNA polymerase II-specific. The record is from RefSeq and is a predicted model, not a curated record. The transcript has 9 exons. Bases 447 to 2192 code for a protein of 581 amino acids. NCBI's taxonomy places the organism in Eukaryota, Metazoa, Chordata, Mammalia, Primates, Lorisidae. Gene Ontology annotation, biological process: regulation of transcription by RNA polymerase II.